Molecule: messenger RNA, 1986 nt
Organism: [Candida] anglica
Lineage: Eukaryota; Fungi; Ascomycota; Pichiomycetes; Serinales; Debaryomycetaceae
Source: the annotation of a GenBank genome assembly
AUGUCUUUUGCUCGUUCUCAACCAUUCCAACAUAUACAACCGUUGCAACCACUUAACAGUGGACAAUUGAACAAUAGAGUUAAUAAUAUCACUCCAGUUAAGGCUGCAAGAAGUUUUAAAGAAAAUGUCCCAGUUCCCACUCAAGACCCAAAGACAAAAAGAAAGAAGGAAAAACUUUCAACCUUAUGCAAGACUCCUCCAUCAAUUGUUAGAACAAGAACAGGUAGAGAUUACCGAAGAGGAACCUUUUUAGGUGAAGGUGGAUUUGCUAGAUGUUUCCAAAUGAAAGAUUCUUCUGGUAAAAUCUAUGCAGCAAAGACAGUCGCAAAGGCAUCAAUUAAGAAUGAAAAAACUAAAACAAAACUUUUAUCUGAGAUAAAGAUUCAUAAAUCACUUAAACAUCCUAAUAUUGUUAACUUUGUCGAUUGUUUUGAAGAUGAUGUGAAUGUUUAUAUUCUUUUAGAAAUAUGUCCAAAUCAAUCCUUGAUGGAAUUAUUAAAGACUAGAAAAAGAGUUUCUGAACCAGAAGUUAGAUUCUUUAUGGUUCAAAUUGUUGGAGCUAUUAAAUAUUUACAUUCAAGAAGAGUCAUUCAUAGAGAUUUAAAACUUGGAAAUAUUUUCUUUGAUCCAAAGAUGAAUUUAAAAAUUGGUGAUUUUGGAUUAGCUUCAGUAUUACCAGCAGGCGAUGCUCGUAAAUAUACCAUUUGUGGAACCCCAAACUAUAUUGCCCCUGAAGUUUUAGGUGGUAAAACUGUUGGUCAUAGUUUUGAAGUUGAUAUUUGGGCAAUUGGUAUUAUGAUGUAUGCCUUACUUAUUGGUAAACCACCUUUUCAAGCUAAAGAUGUUCAAGUCAUUUAUGAAAGAAUUAAAAAGACUGAAUAUAGUUUCCCAAUUGAUAAACCAAUUUCACCAGAAGCUAAAGAAUUAAUUCAAGAUUUAUUAAGUUUAAAUCCAUUAAAUAGACCAACAAUUGAUGAAGUCUUACAAUAUAGUUGGUUUAAAGGUGCAUUCCCGGAAAAGACUCUUGAAACAAGUUUAAGUAAUACUCCUCAAGGUCUCAAUGAAAUUUCCAAAGCACAAUCUGCCAUUAACUUCACAAAUACAAAGGCAAGUUCUGGUAUUUAUACACCAAAGGUUAAGAAUCCAGUUGAAAUCUUAAGAUCAGAUUUACAUUCUGAACAACCAAGAACCAUGCUCCCACAAUCGUUGUCACCUGGUGAUACUAAAGAUAAAUAUCAAGAGGUUGAUCCUACACAAAUGGGGAAGCCAACAAGAAAGGUUAACUUUAAUGGAACUUAUUCAACAACCAUUAAACGUCUUAAUCAAAUAUGUUUUGAAACUUAUCAAAAUAUGAGAAGACUUGAAUAUUCUAAGCAUGAAAUGUUAGAUGCUAUGGAAUUACCAAGUUGUGAAAACCCAACCUUAAUUAGUAAAUGGGUUGAUUAUUCUAACAAGUAUGGAUUUUCUUAUCAACUUAAUACCGAUGAUAUUGGGGUAUUGUUUAAUGAUGAUAAUACUAUUUUGAGACUUCAUAAUUCGGAUAAAUUUUUGGAAUUAAUCUAUCAUGAGAAUGAAGGUUGGACAUGUAUUGAAAAUUCAUCUAGUCAUCCACCUACUCAAGCUAGAAAGCAACUUGAAAUUGUUGACUUUUUUGCUAAAUACAUGAACAGUAAUUUAUCUAAUGUUAGUGCAAAUGAAGAUAGAAAGGAAACAGUUUUCUUGAGACGUUACACAAGAACUCUGGAAUACAUCAUGUUUGAAAUGACUAAUGGAACAUUCCAAUUUAAUUUCAAAGAUCAUCAUAAAAUUUGCAUUUCCAAGUCUGGAUCAGCCAUUACUCAUAUCUCACCUUCGAGAAUGAUUCAAACACAUCCAUUAAUUUUUAUAUUAAAGCAAGGAAACUUUCCUUCUUCUGAAGUACCGGAUUGCUUGGAAAAGAUUGCUGUCAUUAAGGAAGCAAUCAAAAGAAAGGCAUUCAAGGAAUAG